AUGUUUGCAUUCUCAUAUCCCACAACAUCAUACACCCCUUACUGGGGGCCACCAACAGCAACAAUAGAUUGGUGUGAAGAGAACUACCUCUUUACUCCGUAUGUUGCUGAAUUAAUUAACGCAUUUACCAAUGUUGGGUUUGUCCUGCUAGCGGUUCACCACAUCUACUCGACUUUCAAGAAUCAGCAUGGAAUGCUGUAUAUUUUUAUUAGCAUAGGAUUUGCAAGUGUUGGAAUUGGAAGCUUUAUGUUCCAUUCAACCUUACUCUAUGAACAUCAACUAAUGGACGAAUUACCGAUGGUCUGGGUCACAGCAAUUCCGUUUGGUUAUAUCUGGGGCUGGAAUAAGCGCCAACCCGCAAAGUUCCUGUGGAAUGCCGGUACGUUUUUGGUUACUUGCUGGUUUACGUACACAUACAUAUACAUCUACAGAAAUCCUAUUUUUCAUCAGGUCUUCUAUGCGGCACUAAAUUUUGGUGUCAUCUACAAAACCAUCAGAACUAUCCAAGCUGUUGUUCCUGAUCCAAGCAGCAGGAAAUUCCUCUAUAAAUUACUAACAUUUUCCUUUUCGUUAUUUGCGUUUGGAUUUCUGAUUUGGAAUCUCGAUAACGUUUUUUGCUCAACGUUGAUCCAUAUUAGAAGAGAUUACCUAGGUAUACCAUUAGGUUUCCUAUUAGAGGGCCAUGGUUGGUGGCAUGUUUUUACCGGUCUAGGAAUCUACUAUUUCGUAUUUUAUAAUAUGAUUCUGUCCACCUAUAUGAAAGGUAUGGGUGAUCAAUACUACAUUAAGAGAAACCUGUUUUUAGUGGAGGUGGCCAAAAAGGAUAAGGUAAAUUAG
This is a messenger RNA of Pichia kudriavzevii, 837 nucleotides long. RefSeq lists its product as uncharacterized. Gene Ontology annotation, biological process: ceramide catabolic process; ceramide biosynthetic process. The coding region runs from base 1 to 837 and encodes 278 amino acids. The record is from RefSeq and is a predicted model, not a curated record. Gene Ontology annotation, cellular component: endoplasmic reticulum membrane. The transcript has a single exon. Lineage: Eukaryota; Fungi; Ascomycota; Pichiomycetes; Pichiales; Pichiaceae.